Messenger RNA from Penicillium nucicola, 963 nucleotides. RefSeq lists its product as uncharacterized. Gene Ontology annotation, biological process: L-proline biosynthetic process. Bases 1 to 963 code for a protein of 320 amino acids. Gene Ontology annotation, molecular function: pyrroline-5-carboxylate reductase activity. The transcript has a single exon. NCBI's taxonomy places the organism in Eukaryota, Fungi, Ascomycota, Eurotiomycetes, Eurotiales, Aspergillaceae. The record is from RefSeq and is a predicted model, not a curated record.
AUGUCCAACCUUCAAAAUGGAACUCUUUGUAUCCUGGGAUGUGGUAAGUGCGCAACUCUCCACAGAGCGAACAGCCACUCACGAAGAAACACAGGAAACCUGGGCAUCGCAAUUUUGAACGGUCUGAUCAAUGCGCCCACAGAGAAAUCCAGCGAGCUCCCCUUCACACAAUACAUCGCCUGCGUGCGCAGUGAGAUCUCGGAGAAACGACUCACCGAGCGAUUUGCCCAGUCCAUGAGCAAAUUACGCAUCUCUCGUGGGGACAAUGUAAAAGCCGUCCAAAAUGCCAAUGUCAUCAUUCUCGGCGCAGACCCAGCAGACAUCGAGACUGUCCUUACCCAGCCCGGUCUCCGGGAAGCCUUAGCCGACAAACUCCUCAUCAGCAUCGCAGCAGGCUGGACCCGCCAGAAACUCGAAAGCACAAUCUACGGGUCUGCCACAACAGCUGAAAACACAUCUGGGUGCACAUGGGUUGUGCGAACCCUGCCCAACAUCGCCGCACAGGUCUCACAAUCCCUCACGGCAAUCGAGAUCUCCGAGCCCGCCUUGCCAGAACGAUAUCUGCAGAUCACAACAUCGAUCUUCGAACAGAUCGGCAAGGCAGUCCACAUUGACCCGAAAUUAAUGAAUGCAACCACAGCUGUUGGAGGCUCGACGCCAGCUUUCUUUGCCGUAAUAGUCGAUGCGAUGAUCGACGCAGCGGUUGCGGUCGGCGUUCCACGCGACCUGGCACACACGAUGAUCUUUCAAUCCAUGCAAGGGACGGCUAGUAUGCUCCAGAGUGGGAUACACCCUGCCUUACUGAAGGAUCAGGGAACAUCGCCGGAGGGGUGUACCAUUGGCGGGUUGAUGGUCAUGGAGGAGGCUGGGGUGCGUGGGCAUGUCGGGCGGGCACUCAGGGAGGCUGUUACUUUGGCAAGAUUGAUGGAGACGACGGACCAUGUGAAUGAUACCAGACAUUGA